This is a messenger RNA of Hippocampus zosterae (dwarf seahorse), 2156 nucleotides long. It is a transcript of the gene aldh18a1, whose product is annotated as aldehyde dehydrogenase 18 family, member A1. Gene Ontology annotation, cellular component: mitochondrion. The transcript is spliced from 7 exons. The coding region runs from base 1061 to 1696 and encodes 211 amino acids. The record is from RefSeq and is a predicted model, not a curated record. NCBI's taxonomy places the organism in Eukaryota, Metazoa, Chordata, Actinopteri, Syngnathiformes, Syngnathidae. Gene Ontology annotation, molecular function: glutamate-5-semialdehyde dehydrogenase (NADP+) activity; kinase activity; ATP binding.
UUUUUCUCCUGCACCCACUGAGUGCGCCUGACGGAAUGUGGUACAAGUGUUGGGGCUGGGUGGGUGGAAGGCGGAUUAGUGCCCUGUUUACAUAGUUGUGCGUCUGCGGUUAUUUUGGUUACAUGCCAAUGUGAAAUACAAAAGCACGGUAGGGCCGACGUUCUGAAAACCUCUUUCCGAACCAAUUUAGAGAGAAGAGAAUAUCUCAAAACGUUACCACACUUUGUGUUAGUCCGUGCAUUUUUAUAAGUAUGGCCUUGGAGCAUCACGGUAAGCAAGGCUGAGCUCCUCUCCCGCUCGUCAAAUGGACAAAUAACAGAUAACGACGAAGUGUAGAUAAAGAGCAAAAAGUGGACUCGAGAGAAAACAGGGCCGAAAUAAUGGAAUAACGUGCAUUUAAACCCCGGGACGAUUGAGUUAUGUUGGACGCUGAGGGACAGGUGGCGGGUUAGUCCGCUGUGCUUCGGGCUCUCUGCACUCGCCUUUACCUUCACCUAUACACCUUUUUUUUUUUCACUAGAGAGUAAAUAUAAAAGAUGCACAAGUCACGCUUUUGUUUUCAAUACGUAAUCAAAUGGCAAAGUCAAAUUGAUCAAAAACUAAGUACUCUCAUAUCUCUUUUUUUUUAAUGGCGUGUUCUGUGUAGAACUUUUAGAAUUCUUUCAUGUGGUUAUUUUACCGAUCCCGCAUUUUAUAAAUUAUUUAUUCUUCCACUGACCUUCAGGCGGUGUAGAAAGCAUUUACGGUAUUUACAAUGGCAGGGCGCCACCUUUUAAAGAGCACGGAAGCCGAAAACGGCCACUUUCAUCCGGCGGUUUAUGUCAGGAUGGGGAGGGAAGGGAAGGUGAGGGAGGGCCGAACCCACCAACAUCAGCUUCCACUUGGUACUAAAGUUGCCAAAAAAGGGCCAAGAGCUCACCGACAAGGUGGAUUAUCAUCAGCAGUUUAAGUACGGACACUCUCACACUCUUCACCUUGUGCUGUGUCAACUGAUGCCAAUUGAGUUGCUGUGGAUGCUCUCGCAGGCGCCGUAAAUCUGUGAGAAACUGUCAAAGUCGGCAUGCUGCUCCAGAGGCUGCGUUCUGGGAUUCAGCUGGGCCCCCGCAACCACCGUUGGAGGAUCACCAGGACGCUCUCACAAGGUCCCCGGAGAAGCGGCCCCUUCGCCCACCGCAGCGAGCUCCGUCAGGCCAAGAGAAUCAUGGUGAAGCUGGGCAGCGCCGUGGUCACCCGAGGCGACGAGUGCGGCCUGGCUCUGGGCCGGCUGGCGUCGAUCGUGGAGCAGGUGGCGGUGCUGCAGAACCAGGGCCGAGAGAUGAUGAUCGUCACCAGCGGGGCUGUGGCCUUUGGCAAGCAGAGGCUGCGGCACGAGAUCCUGCUGUCCCAGAGUGUCCGGCAGGCACUGCACUCGGGACACAGUCAGCUCAAAGACACGUCGGUGCCCGUGUUGGAGGCCCGGGCGUGUGCGGCCUCCGGCCAGAGUGGCCUGAUGGCGCUGUAUGAGGCCAUGUUCUCACAAUACAGCACCUGUACCGCACAAGUACUCACUUGGCCUCCUCAAAGUGGUGUGUUGUGGGGAGAGAAAUUCCCAUUUUCUUCUGGAACGCUAGCUCCCGUUUCGCCGACGGCUACCGCUUUGGACUGGGAGCAGAGGUGGGCAUCAGCACGGCGCGCAUUCACGCCCGCGGCCCCGUAGGCUUGGAUGGGCUGCUCACCACCAAGUGGGUCCUCCGGGGGGAAGGCCACGUGGCCGCCGAUUUCAGCGAGUCGGGCACCAUGAAGUUUCUCCACGAAGAUCUGCGGGAGGACCCAGCCGAGGAACGACAACAGCUGAGUUGAAGAAACCUUUUCAUUCAGGGCUCUGACAUGGAUGUGAUCCGGAAGAAGGACCACUUGCUCUCGUCGAAGGGGCUCCAAGGUGAAGUGUUCCCAAAUGAGAGAUGCGGAGGCCAUGGCACUGGGAGAGCGAAAAGCCAAACCUACAGGGGAGAGUAUGUCGACGUACCGCUCGGUGUUUGUCGCCGCCGCUCUCUCACUAACUCACUGGGUGUGCACUCACUAACGCAAAAGCAUGAUGGGGAUUUGGGACUGAGCCUGCUGCGGUCAACGCCGUCAGCCUCUCAAUGACCAAUAAAAAAAAAAGUUUCAGCACCUUU